This is a messenger RNA of Trichomonas vaginalis G3, 1626 nucleotides long. RefSeq lists its product as uncharacterized. Lineage: Eukaryota; Parabasalia; Trichomonadida; Trichomonadidae. The transcript has a single exon. The record is from RefSeq and is a predicted model, not a curated record. Bases 1 to 1626 code for a protein of 541 amino acids.
AUGAAUUUGCCGAAUAAAAGGCGUCUUCCGCCUAAAACAACAGAUGAAAACAUCCGAAUUCGCGUUAAUACAGCACUUAAAGUGAAAGGAGUUGAAAAUCAUUAUCAGGCAAAAUAUUAUGGCGAAUUAUCUAAAUUUUUAAUGCAACAAAAUACAAAUAAAUUCGAUUUAUUGAAGCCACAACUUAAAAUACGUGAUACACAACAAUGGCAGACUGCUUUGGAGUUCUGCAUUUCAUUUCUUAAAAAUAACAACGCAAUGAGUACACUUAUGGCAAUUCAAAGUGAACUAAAUGGAAAAGAAACCAACUUCCCAGGCCUAUUUUCUCAAGAUCCAAAGUCUGUUGAUGCUUAUUUCGGAAAAUUACUCAAAAUUUCAAGAGAAAAAUUGCCAAUACCUUUUGCUAAAAGAGUUAGACAAUCGGUUAAGUUCCAAGAAAGGGCAGUGAACUAUGUUCAUUUGUCAAUGGAUGAUUCAAAAUCACAAAAUUUUGCUUCCACAGCUGUUGCAGCUCCAAAUCUUCCAUUACCUCCAUCAGUUAAUUCAACAAGAUCAUCUAAUGAAAAUAUAUACCCUGCUGUAGUAAAAUCUCGCUCAAUUACUGCAGAAGAUGAAGAAGAUUACGAAUAUGAUUCCCAAGAUAACAAGAAGAACCAAAAUGACGAGGAAGAAGAUUAUAGUCAAGAAGAAGAUAACAAAUCAUAUUCUUACAGCUCGCAACAAAAAUAUUCAUACAGUUAUGGAUAUUCUUAUGAAAGUACUAAAAAAUCACCAUCGCCAAAACCACAACCUUCUAACAUGCCUUCAUUUCACCCGCCUACUGUUUCUAAAAACAGUUCCAGAAGUUAUUCAAUAUCUGGAAGCCAAAAUUCUGGCUCAGUAAGUAAUAAAUCAGGCAAUGAAAUAGUACAGAACGUUUCUAUCAAGUCAGGAUCCUCAGGAUAUUCGAUUACUUCGAAUUCUCCACAAUCUUCUCCAAAGUCGAAUCCACCACAAGCAGUGCUUCAGCCACAAAUUAUAAAUCCGAAUAAAAGCGGUUCUAGCUCAUUUUAUUCAUAUAAUCAGAGUAUUCAAUCAAAAAAUUAUUCUCCAAAGUCUACGCCGCAAGGAUCGAAUCCACAAUCAGGUAACUCUCAAGGGUCUUCGAUCAAAAGUGCUGGACAAAACGGUUCUUCAAGUAGCCAAAGUAUUAAAUCUUUACAAAGCGCUGGAUCUGCAAAACAAAGCGUUAAAUCCAAUAACAUGAAGAUAGAACCACAGAAUCCAUCAUUAUCUCCGAAAUCUUACAAUACUUCUCCAAAUGGUUUAUCAUCUUCACCUCAAACCACAGGAUCCAAGAAAGCUGCUGAAGACAUACCACAAUUCCAGCCAAUGCCAGCAUUUUCUACAUCUAGUUCUCAUAAUUCCAACAAAACUCCGCCACAAGUUCAAAUUCAUAAACCUAAUAGUAACAGUUCUAAUAAGUCAUCAUUGAUAAGUGAUUCUAGCAAGCCGAAGUCACAAACUCCUUACUCUUACAGCUAUACUGGCUACGGUGAAGAAGAUGAAGAAGAUUUCGAAGAAGAAGAGGAUGGAAGCUUCUAUGAGGAGGAAGAAGAAGGAAGCUACAAUUAUUCUACACAAUAA